Molecule: messenger RNA, 3022 nt
Organism: Camarhynchus parvulus
Lineage: Eukaryota; Metazoa; Chordata; Aves; Passeriformes; Thraupidae
Gene: KIRREL3
Product: kirre like nephrin family adhesion molecule 3
Exons: 17
Coding region: 116-2560 (814 amino acids)
Biological process (GO): cell-cell adhesion; synapse assembly
Cellular component (GO): cell-cell junction
Molecular function (GO): cell adhesion molecule binding
Source: RefSeq, a predicted model, not a curated record
GCUGCCGGGGGAGGGAGGAGCUGGGGGGGCGGCGAUGGAGCGGAGCCGGCGGGCGGCGGCCUGAAGCCCCCGCCGGCAGCGGCAGCGGAGCCCGAGCCCGAGCCCACCCUGAGGAAUGAGCGCUCUCCAGGCUGACCUCCUCCUGCUGCUGCUCGGCUGCCUCCUGCUCAGCCACGAACUGGGGCUCCCAGGAAGAGGAUGCUGCCUAGUACUGGGGUUCAUGUACAAGGAGAAGUACCGCAGGAUGACUGAAGGCCAGGCAUCCUCGUUCACGCAGCAGCCACAGGACCAGGUGGUGAUCGCGGGGCAGCCGGUGACGCUGCUCUGCGCCAUCCCCGAGUACAAUGGCAUCGUGCUCUGGAUCAAGGACGGGCUGGCCCUCGGCGUCGGACGGGAUCUCUCAAGUUACCCACGCUAUCUGGUCGUAGGAGACCAUCUGUCAGGUCAGCACCACCUGAAGAUCCUGCGAGCUGACCUGCAGGAUGACGCCGUGUAUGAGUGCCAGGCCAUCCAAGCUGCCAUCCGAUCCCGACCUGCCCGGCUGACCGUCCUCGUUCCUCCAGAUGACCCUGUCAUUUUGGGGGGGCCCAUCAUCAGCCUGAGAGCAGGAGACCCCCUGAACCUGACCUGCCACGCAGACAACGCCAAGCCAGCAGCCUCCAUCAUCUGGAUGAGGAGGGGAGAAGUCAUCAAUGGAGCCACCUAUUCCAAGACACUGCUCCGUGACGGCAAGAGGGAGAGCAUCAUGAGCACGCUGUUCAUCGCGCCGUCCGACAUCGAGAACGGGGAGAGCAUCGUGUGCCGAGCCACCAACAAAGCCAUUCCCAGUGGGAAGGAGACUUCUGUCACCAUUGACAUCCAGCACCCUCCCCUGGUGAACCUGUCCGUGGAGCCGCAGCCGGUGCUGGAGGACAACACUGUGAAGUUCCACUGCUCUGCCAAGGCCAACCCUGCUGUCACCCAGUACAGGUGGGCAAAGAAAGGCCAGGUUAUAAAGGAAGCCUCUGGUGACUUCUACGAAACCAUCGUGGACCACACGUUCUUCUUUGAGCCCGUGUCCUGCGAGGUCACCAAUGCUCUGGGCAGCACAAACAUCAGCAGGACCGUGGAUGUCUACUUUGGGCCCAGGAUGGCCACGGAGCCGCAGUCCCUGCUGGUGGACCUGGGCUCGGACGCCGUGUUCAACUGUGCCUGGACGGGGAACCCCUCCCUCACCAUCGUCUGGAUGAAGCGAGGCUCGGGCGUGGUCCUGAGCAAUGAGAACAAGCUGAUCCUGAAGUCAGUGCGCCAGGAAGACGCCGGGAAAUACGUGUGCAGAGCCGUGGUGCCGCGCGUGGGCGCGGGGGAGCGGGAGGUGACGCUCACCGUCAACGGGCCCCCCAUCAUCUCCAGCACGCAGACCCAGCACGCCCUGCACGGCCAGAAGGGACAGAUCAAGUGCUUCAUCCGCAGCACUCCGCCACCAGACCGCAUCGCUUGGUCCUGGAAGGAGAACGUUCUGGAAUCUGGGACUUCAGGGCGCUACACGGUGGAGACGGUGAGCACAGAUGAGGGGGUGAUCUCCACGCUGACCAUCAGCAACAUCGUCCGUGCCGAUUUCCAAACCAUCUACAACUGCACGGCCUGGAACAGCUUCGGCUCCGACACGGAGAUCAUCCGGCUCAAGGAGCAAGGUACGGAAAUGAAAUCAGGAGCUGGUAUUCAAGCAGAGUCGGUGCCCAUGGCGGUGAUCAUCGGGGUGGCCGUGGGGGCCGGCGUGGCGCUCCUGGUGCUGAUGGCCACCAUCGCUGCUUGCCGCUCCCAGCUCUCCACUGGGCUCGCUGAGCCGGGUUUAUUUUCUCAGGUGCUGCGGGGAUUCCUCAGUGAUGUCCCUGCAGAAGCUCGGACUGAGCCCCCCGUCCAUCUCCCUCUUUUCGCAGAUCUCAAGGGUGUGGUGUCUGCCAAGAACGACAUCCGCGUGGAGAUCGUGCACAAGGAGCCGGCCUCGGGCAGGGAGGCGGAGGAGCACCCGACCAUCAAGCAGCUGAUGAUGGACCGGGGGGAGUUCCAGCAGGACUCGGUGCUGAAGCAGCUCGAGGUGCUCAAGGAGGAGGAGAAGGAGUUUCAAAACCUGAAGGACCCCACCAACGGCUACUACAGCGUGAACACCUUCAAGGAGCACCACUCCACCCCCACCAUCUCGCUGUCGGGCUGCCCGGCCGACCUGCGCCCGCCGGGCAAGCAGCGGGUGCCCACGGGCAUGUCCUUCACCAACAUCUACAGCACCCUGAGCGGGCAGAGCCGCCUCUACGACUACAGCCAGCGCUUCGUGCUGGGCAUGGGCAGCAGCUCCAUCGAGCUGUGCGAGCGCGAGUUCCAGCGCGGCUCCAUGAGCGACAGCAGCUCCUUCCUCGACACCCAGUGCGACAGCAGCAUCAGCAGCAGCGGCAAGCAGGACGGCUACGUGCAGUUCGACAAGGCCAGCAAGGCCUCCGCGUCCUCCUCCCACCACUCCCAGUCGUCUUCCCAAAACUCAGACCCCAGCCGGCCCCUGCAGAGGCGGAUGCAGACGCACGUUUGAGCCCCUCGGGACGCUCGGGACCCUCCCGUGGGCGCCGUGCUCUGCUCGGACAGUGGCGCCCACCAGCAGCGGCGCUGGGAGCGGCCGGAUCCAGGCCCCUGGAGCAGGGCUGGGGCAGGGGACCGGCCGAGCAUCCCCCUCCCUGGCACACGCUAAGCACAACCCCGCCGAGGACGCGCUGGGCCCCGGGGAGCCGCUCCCUCGGCGGGGCUGGGGACGGCCCUGGCCCCACCGCGCCCCACGCGCCCCCACAGCCGCUCGCUUCCCGCUGCCCCCUGCCCCCGGCUCCUCCCUUCCCUUCGUGGUGUUCGGUGUCCAUACUUAUAGAGUCCGUGUCGGGGGUCGGGGGGUCCCGCCGUGGGGACGGGAGGUGGGGACGGCGGUGGGACAGGGACUCCCCGGGAAGGGCCUCUCCGCUGUAUCGCGGCACCGCGGUCAAUACAAGAGGUGUUUCUCGUGGCA